This is a messenger RNA of Nicotiana attenuata, 696 nucleotides long. RefSeq lists its product as uncharacterized. The transcript is spliced from 5 exons. The record is from RefSeq and is a predicted model, not a curated record. NCBI's taxonomy places the organism in Eukaryota, Viridiplantae, Streptophyta, Magnoliopsida, Solanales, Solanaceae. Bases 1 to 594 code for a protein of 197 amino acids.
AUGAAGAACUUUGUGGUUGGACCAAAUUAUACAAAACUUAAAUACACGCGGCAUAAAUUGAAGUUGACAUUUACUCAUAAAACGAUUAUAGAGGAAGCAAAUGAUCAUCUUUUUGGUAUGACUAUCUUCGACUUAAAACCUUAUGAGUAUUUGAUAAACGAAAUUGAUGUUGAAGAAAGUGAACUCUUCGAUGUCAUUGGAGAGGUUGUAAGUUAUGGUGAGGUAGAAUUCCAUAACCAAGGUGAUAAAACCAGCAAUUAUAUGAAUGUGGAACUUGAAGAUCAUGAGAGGAAUAAUAUCUCGGCAACAUUUUGGGGAGAAUUCGUUGACCAAAUCUUGCCACAUUUACAGGGAUCACCCCAUCAGCCGGUCAUAAUUGUUAUGCAGUUGAUAAAAGCUCACAAAUGUCAAGGCAAAUAUUCUGUGCGUAAUACUUGGCAUGCCUCAAAGCUCUGGAUUAACCUGGAUCUUCCUCAAGCUAUUGAUUUUAAGUCCAGAAUGGAAAGUGUCAAUGAAGCUAACUCUGCCAGGAUCAGUCAAAUACCUUCUCAGCGUAGUUAUUCUGUUUCGAUGAGUUGGCUACUGGAACUGUAGAAGUUAAAACUAUUAGCGAAUUGGUCGACUGCAUGGAGGUGACUAAUCUAUUAAACUCCUUUAGUAUUUAACUAAUGUUAUGUUGUGUAUGUAUAACACUGU